GCCAAACAGCUGUUAUCGUGCUUGUUAUCAGCUGUAUUGGCCAAGUUAUUUGUGUCAACAACUUGUCAAAACUGAGAAAAAUUAAAACGUUUUGAACAAUAGUUAAUUUACUUGUCUUUCUAAAUUUGUUGACCAAAUUGUUGCUGUAUUCAGCGCUUGCUCCUUGUUUCUAACGAAAUUCAUUGCACAUUGCAUACAACUAAAUGCAGCGUACAGGGACAAACAACACUUCAGAUUGCUGUUAAAUAAUCGUUUGUGGAAAGAGCAGAUGCAAGCAAAAAAAAAUGUAUGUAAUAGAAAGUUAAAACAUUUUGUAUACGGAGGCGUAUACUCGAUUCAAGAAGAGCUUGUUGGCAGAAAAAGUAUAAUCUGAAACGGCAGAUACAUUGCACAUCAACGAAACUCAGUUGUGAUAAAAAUUGUAAAUAGUUGGAAAUCUUAAUUCCUAAAAAGCACAUUAAAAUGACAAAUAUCGGUAAUAUGCUACACUGUGUGUCCAAACAAAUUAAACGUUCGGAACGGGAUGCUGCUAUUAGUUCCUUUUUAGCGACCGCCACUGAAACUGAAAAUGUCAAACCAGAUCACUGUGCUAUUAAGCGUGUAGAGAAAUUGGAAAAGGACGUUUUUGCGUUGUUCGCGCAAGUUUUGCACCUGUAUCGCGCCGAAGAGUUGAUGGUAUCUUUCAAUGGUGGCAAGGACUGCACAGUUUUACUAGACUUAGUUCAUUCCUACUUUAAGCGCAACAAAUGUAUCAGUCAUAUACGACUGCCUGUAUUGUAUAUCGAGGCAGAGGAUGGAUUCGAAGAAGUUGAAGCGGUGGUGCUCGAUUGUGAACGACGGUAUAAUAUAAAUCUUAUAAGGCGUAAGGGUUGUAUAAAAGAGGCACUGACACAGAUACUACAGGAGAUGCCCGAAAUACGUGCCGUUUUAAUGGGCACCAGACGCACAGAUCCAUUUUGUGAAAAUCUCAAUACUAUGCAGGUGACCGACUUGGAUUGGCCCAGUUUGAUGCGCAUUAACCCGCUACUCGAUUGGAGUUACAGAGAUAUUUGGUAUUAUACUUUCGUGCGACAAGUACCGUACUGCCGAUUGUAUGAGAAUGGCUAUACAUCGCUGGGUCAAAAGUAUAAUACACAACCAAAUCCACAUUUACGCUUAUUCGAUCCUAUCACGAAGGCUGUUACCUAUAAGCAUGCGGCUGAAUUGGAAGAUUCGAAAUAUGAACGCGCUGGCCGAGUGCGAAAAGAUUAUGUAGUGGAUUGUGUAAAUGAAGAGGAGGAAGAGAGCAUUGAAGGGGAAACGGCGUAAGAGCAGGAAACGAACGAAAUAAAGAAUCGAAGAAAACUAAAAAAAAAUAUUGAUAAUAGCGAAAUUGAUGUAUUAAAAAGUCGUUGUACUUAUAGUGAUAAAGCAAAACAAAAAACAUACAUUUGUCAGAAUCUUCAGCAUGUGAGCACACCGAAGCAACAGGAAUUUUUGUACAAAAACUAAGGAAAUAGCAUAUAAUUUUCUAUAUACCAAAAGGAGAAUUGCUUUAAGCACUUUUGCGAUGUACUAUUGCAGCUGUAAAAAAAUUGUAAACUAUACAUGCAUAGAUAUGUAUAUAUGUACAUAUAAUAGUGUUAAUUUCAUAAUUGUGUGCCUUCCACUUUGAGAGGCUCGCCGAAGCACGUAUGCAAAAGCAACUUAAAAAUGUCUAAAACUUUGCAGUAUACGUACUUAUAAUGUAAAUUAUUACUUAAAAUACUUAUCGAAUAAUUGCUUUGUAAAUAGAUAUUGAUUUAAUAACAUCAGGUGCUAAAAAUACAAAUAAAAUAAAAAUUAGUUUCUGAAACUAUUA
This is a messenger RNA of Rhagoletis zephyria (snowberry fruit fly), 1840 nucleotides long. RefSeq names its product FAD synthase-like. Gene Ontology annotation, biological process: FAD biosynthetic process. Gene Ontology annotation, molecular function: FMN adenylyltransferase activity. The record is from RefSeq and is a predicted model, not a curated record. Lineage: Eukaryota; Metazoa; Arthropoda; Insecta; Diptera; Tephritidae.